AUGCCACGUAAGCUACGUAAGAAUAUACGUAAGAGGAAGAGAGCAUUGAAACAUCCAAUAGUAAAACUGACACCACAACAACAGUUGCAACAACAAAUGCUGAAUGACCCCACUAUGUUGCAACAAAUGUCAAGCAAUCCUAUGCUUUUAAACCGAGUUGUUGGUGCACAGAGUGGAGGUUUAAGAGCGGCACUUUUAGCGAAAAUGGCAGGCUAUGGUGGAGCUGCAGACGGAACAGCAUAUAACCCUCAAAGUCAAAUGAAUUUGAGUUCACUCAAAAAUCAAAUAACAGAUGUCAAAAAGUCAAACAUAGACAUACAGAAGCAAAUAAGUGAAAACGAAAAGAAACUAGAAUAUGACAGACACACAAAGAAACUCAAUGAGUUAAACGUAGAGAAAAAGAAGAAAGAAGAACAACUGAAAGAACUAAGUACAGAGGAAUAUGCGAAAAAAGUGUCAGAAAAAGCAGCAGAAGUAGCAAAAAUGGAACAAGAUGUCAUAAAUUUGAAAAACCAUACUACUCAAUAUAAAAUACUGAAAGAUGAAGAGAUAAAACAAAAAGCCCUGAAGACAUAUAUGGAUAGCGAUGAGUAUAAAAAAGAAGUUGAAGCAAAUGUAAAGGCAGAAAAACUUUUACAGUUGCAAAACCAAACCGUACAGUAUGAAAACUUAGCACAAGAAAGUAAAAAUAACGACGCGGCUAUGCAAAAGGCAAUGAAAAGCGCAGAAUAUAUAAAAGCUAACAAUGACUGGUUAGAUGCCCAAGCCAACGCUAAAGCAGCCCAACUCAUAGGGUCAAUAAGGACAAAAAUACAAGCGGAUGAAGAUAGUUCAAAUGAAGCUUUAACAAAUGCUGACUUUAAGAACGCUUUCGAAGCUCUUCAUAGUAAGGUGAAACAAGUGAACGACUUCUCAUCUGGAAAGAAACUGAAGUCUGAAGGUUUCGACAAAGAGUUAA
This is a messenger RNA of Trichomonas vaginalis G3, 958 nucleotides long. Its product is annotated as protein of unknown function, DUF4106 family. The record is from RefSeq and is a predicted model, not a curated record. The transcript has a single exon. Lineage: Eukaryota; Parabasalia; Trichomonadida; Trichomonadidae. The annotation marks the transcript as partial.